This is a messenger RNA of Hemiscyllium ocellatum (epaulette shark), 597 nucleotides long. RefSeq lists its product as uncharacterized. The record is from RefSeq and is a predicted model, not a curated record. The coding region runs from base 1 to 597 and encodes 198 amino acids. NCBI's taxonomy places the organism in Eukaryota, Metazoa, Chordata, Chondrichthyes, Orectolobiformes, Hemiscylliidae. The transcript has 5 exons.
AUGGAUCCUCCCAAAAAUCCUGAUAACGCCCAGAGUAUCGACCCAGGGGAAACAUCCAGAAUGCAUUUCAAUCUCCUCAGUGAGACCAUCAAUGCCACCAAAACCGGCCGGUCUACCAUCUUUAAGUCAGCGAAGAAACAUUUGAAGCAAUUCAUUUCCAAAUACGAAUCUUUGGAUACGGAAAUGCCAGGAAUUCGAAAGUUUCAGGAUACGCCUCAGUCACAGCCGUUGACCAUUUGUGUGGAAUGCCCGCCUGACUUGGAUCUGACACACCAGGACAUCAUGACAGCAGCGGAGAGUAUCCUUCCUAAUGCCUUUGCGCUUGGGAAAAUCACCAGCAUCCAGUUCGAAAAUGUGAAUGUCAUCUGUGGCUCGUCGGGCCUGAAGAACAGGUGGCUGAUAAAUAUUUCGGAUUUCCAAACGAGAAGUUUGUUCCUCAAUUCUGGACUGGUCAUUAAGAAGAUGUACAUGGCAGUGCAGCGUUACGAUGACCUCUUGAUGGAGGACUACAAACUUCACCUCCGCAGGGCGAUGGCACAGAAGAAAGUCCUGGAGACACUGAAUGAGACAGCGAAUCUGGGAGUGAAAUCCAGGUAG